GGGAUCCGAAUGCGCGAAUUAUGGCGAAAGAGGACGAGACGGGAGGGGUUUCGGCGAUGGAGGUGGUGGGGGACGAGAACGAGCUGAAAGCCGUCGGCGCCCAGCUCCUGGACGACGGCCGGCGCGGCCUCCGCAUCCACGGUUGGGAGAUCGAAACUCGCAAGCGCUCCAUCCUCAACUCCUCCACUCUCGAAGAGUGGGAACAAAAGCUCGGGACAUCUCAUUUACCAGAGAUGAUAUUUGGGGAGAGUGCCCUUAUUCUUAAACACUUGAAUAGUGGGACGUCAAUCCAUUUCAAUGCUUUUGAUGCUCUUGCUGGUUGGAAGCAGGAGGGUUUGCCACCCGUUGAAGUUCCUGCCGCAGCAAAAUGGAAAUUCAGAAGCAAACCAUUUCAGGAGGUGAUACUGGAUUAUGAUUAUACAUUUACAACACCUUAUUGUGGAAGCGAACCAAAUAAGAUAAAUGCUGAGGAUGAAACAGAAGCCAUCUCUAAGGUGACUGGUAGCCUUCUAUGGGAUGAUUGCGAGGAACGCAUUGAUAUGGUUGCCUUGGCAGUAAAAGAGCCUAUUCUCUUCUACGAUGAGAUAAUUUUAUAUGAAGAUGAACUUGCCGAUAAUGGAAUUUCACUCUUAACAGUGAAAGUGAGAGUCAUGCCGAGCUGUUGGUUUCUUCUCUUGCGAUUCUGGCUUAGAGUUGAUGGAGUGCUAAUGAGAUUGAGGGACACCCGCAUGUAUUGCGGCUUUGAGGACCAAAAAUGCCCUUCUAUUUUACGAGAAAGCUGUUGGAGAGAGGCGACGUUCAAAGCUUUAGCUGCUAAAGGACAUCCAUCUGAUGCUUCUUCAUACAGCGACCCAAGCAUCAUCAGCCAAAGGCUGCCUAUUGUCAUGCAUAAAACCCAAAAGCUUGUAAUGCCUGAUAAUUUAUAAGCUGCAAACUUCUGGCCGUUUGAAUGAUUGAUGGUACUCUGUAUAGCAGGGAUUCAAGAGAAAUCUUUGAACCUCUAUAAGGUGGAAUGGAGUUGUACCUAUAACAAACUAAUUUUAUAAUGCAAUGAACAGUCAUUCUCCUGGAGCAUCA
Eucalyptus grandis is the source of this 1077-nucleotide messenger RNA. Its product is annotated as TIP41-like protein. Gene Ontology annotation, cellular component: cytosol. The record is from RefSeq and is a predicted model, not a curated record. The transcript has 8 exons. Lineage: Eukaryota; Viridiplantae; Streptophyta; Magnoliopsida; Myrtales; Myrtaceae. Gene Ontology annotation, biological process: TOR signaling. Bases 21 to 926 code for a protein of 301 amino acids.